Aspergillus affinis is the source of this 657-nucleotide messenger RNA. Its product is annotated as Got1 family protein. Gene Ontology annotation, biological process: retrograde transport, endosome to Golgi; endoplasmic reticulum to Golgi vesicle-mediated transport. Gene Ontology annotation, cellular component: Golgi membrane; Golgi cis cisterna; COPII-coated ER to Golgi transport vesicle. The transcript has 6 exons. Lineage: Eukaryota; Fungi; Ascomycota; Eurotiomycetes; Eurotiales; Aspergillaceae. Bases 1 to 657 code for a protein of 218 amino acids. The record is from RefSeq and is a predicted model, not a curated record.
AUGCCCAAUAUGUGGCUCUCUGAUAACCAGAAGAUCGGUGUCAUCUUUUGCUCCGGUGGAGGACUAUUCCUCUUCGGAGGCGUGCUGAUGUUCUUUGAUCGUUCGCUACUCGCAAUGGGAAACAUCCUCUUCCUAAUCGGUCUCACACUCAUAAUCGGCCUCCAAAAAACUAUCGCGUUCUUCUCUCGCCGCCAAAAACUAAAAGGCACGGUGGCCUUCGCGUCCGGCAUCCUCCUGAUCCUCCUGCGCUGGCCCCUCACAGGUUUCCUGAUCGAGCUGUACGGCCUGUUUAUUCUCUUCGGGGACUUCCUGAUCACGAUCGGUCAGUUCGCAGGGAACGUGCCGGUCGUGGGGCCGUAUAUUCAGAAGGCGUUGGAGACGUUGGCGGGUGGGAGGAGUAAUGCUGAAUUGCCGACUAGCGAGAUCCUCGGGGGUGUUUGUGACGAGGAGGAGGAGGAAGGGGUCGUUGCUCUCUCUUGGAGGGAAAGAGCACGGCCUAGCUUUGAACGAUUUAUGUUGUAUGAUUAUGCGACCGAUUUUCCCGCUCAAACGGAGAAACAAAACGAAAAGAAAGCAAAAGCGAGUGGUCCGUGGUCCAUGAGCCGCGUCAUGAUCGACUUCUACUGCUCUGUUCCUGGGCUUUAUCUUCUCGGCUGA